CAGAUGGACACGGAGGGAUUAUAUAAGUCAGGAAGCGUAUGUGACAUAAAUUCACAAGAAAGAGAGUAGAUUGGCAUGGAGGCAGAUGCUCUGUCUCUCCUCCAGUUCACAUCUCUGUCCACCCACUGGGCAGGAGGCUUAACAGGAGAGCACAGUGGAGCUGGGGAGGUAAGGAUCACUGAUGGUCCGAAGGAAAACAACUGAGGCUGUAAAUGAAGAAUGUGACAGGCUGUUCACCGUGGAGGAUUUAAGUUUAAAUUCCUAAGGAGCUUUUUGAUGAACUCUUUAAUGGGAAGGAUCAAAGAAGUGACGGAUUAAGUUUUUUUCUUUUUUUUAUUCCACAAUAUUUUGUAUAAAGUACUCAAAAAGAUUUGGGGAACUGUGGACUGACAGGGAGGCCCUGCUUGAGAGACAACGGGGUUAAACUGUUAAGCACUCUUAAAUAAAACUAACCGAGAGAAUAAAGCUGAUUUCUUAGGAUUAUAGGGCAAAGGGGCAUUUAAAUCUGUGCGUCAUCUAUAGAGUCACUAAAACGUCAAUAUUUGGUGUGGUCCUAAAAAUCCAACUAGAGCCACCUAAGGAUGCACAAUGAUAUUAGCCAGGGCUGAGUCACUUUGCAAAAGCUUCUUAUGAACCAUUAAAGGAGUUGCUGUUGUUUUUGCUAAGAUAGUGCCUGAAAGAGCAUUCAUCAAGGAUAGAUGUUGCCACAAGCCUACUUAGCUUGUGGAAUGUAUUACGUAAUGUUAAAUUCCCCUUUGCCUUUCUCAUGUUGCCCAGUUACUGAUCUAAUACCACCUCAGACAGAAGUUAAGAUUAGGGGAUUUCUGGAGUUAUCAGUUCCCCAAAACUCCAAUGAAAAAAAUUAUAUUUCUCUGUCUAUGCGUCAGCCUCACAGCCUCUCGUUCUACUUGUGAUUCUAUUUAGUAAAUCCCAGUCCCUCUCCUGGCUCAGUUUAUUCUUCUGCUACAUUAGAUUUAUCAUUGCUUCCUGUUUAAAGCUGGGAGACUAACUCUUCAAAAUCACACCAAAGCAUCUGCCCCAAUCUAAAUGAUUCUUCCAUCACUCCACUUAUUCCCUGUCUCCUGCUUGCCUUAAACCCCUCUGUGUUGUAUCCCACCACCCCUGCCUCCCUCCUCUGUCUCGUGGCCAUGCUCGAGCGUCUGUCCCGCCGUUCGCGAUCCGUUCUCUCCCUGACAUUAACCUCUUUGGCUCUGACCCUCUCCAUCCUGGCUCUCUGCACCUCAUACUGGUGUGAGGGCACUCACAAGGUGGUCAAGCCUCUCUGCCUGUCACCUGUCAAAAUGAAGAACUGUGGUCAGAACAACAGUGAGCCUUACACAACAGAGAGCCCCACGCAAAACCCUUUCAACCGCACACUGUCUCCAGACAGAAGAGAAGAGCUAGCCAAGAUCAGACAAAGGCAGCUGGCCAAUGCAGUACACUACAUCUGGGAGACAGGAGAGGACAAGUUUGCCUUCAGAUACUUCCAUACUGGCUUCUGGGAAAGCUGUGAGAAGCAGAAUGAUGGAGAGGUAUGUCGCAGUUUCAUCGACUUAACUCCAGGGGAAACACAAGGAGUUCUUUGGCUGUCGGUCAUUUCUGAGUUUACAUAUAUUGGCCUGCUGGGGAUGGGCUUCCUACUGAUGUGCCUGGAGGUUAUGUGCUCCCAUAAAGAGAUGCACGCACUAAAAAUCAAUGCCUUCGCUGCAAUUUGUACUGUGCUGUCAGGUCUUCUUGGGAUGGUAGCACAUAUGAUGUUCACUACAGUAUUUCAGAUGACAGUCAUUGUGGGCCCUAAAGACUGGAGGCCUCAGUCCUGGGACUACGGCUGGUCGUUUGCCCUUGCCUGGGUAUCCUUUAGUUGCUGCAUGGGGGCUGCUGUUGUCACACUCAAUUCUUACACAAAGACCAUCAUUGAGAUCCGUCGCAGGCAAAGACUCCGCUUGGACGAAGCAAGAGCCGCCGCUCGGGCCCCACCCUACGACGAGGUGGUUCCAGGAGGAGGGCUGUACUCAGUUAGCGGCCUGCUACACUGUCCAGAUGGGAUGAUUGACGUGGCGUGGGCGCCGAAUGGCAGUGUGGUUGGAGUGGGAAACGGGGAUGUACCGACACUGGUUCUAGUGGGAGGCUGUGGCCCAGAGGGGUGUGAGGACUGUGAGCGAGAGAGAGACAAGAUGGGGGAGGCCAUGGAUCGAAUUGAUUCACCCUGUUAGAAGGACAAGUUAUGCACACAAACUAAAAGGGCUAAAACAAACUGCAUCAUUACAGUGAUAAGGGAAGCUGGCGUGUUUUGACUUGCUGUUCUAUUGCUGGUGAAGAUUCUCAGUCAUCCAGAUCAUAGUCAUUCAAAAAGUUAAAAACAAACCACUGGACUUUUUUUUCCAAGUUUGAAGAUGUUUCGUUUCCCAUCCAGAAAGCUUUCUCAAUGUCAAAUGUCUGGAGUAGCGUUGAGCUCCAGGCUUUAUAGAGUAAUCUAACAAAAGCCUUUUGUUCUCUUAGAAAGCAGAUAUCUGAGUCAAAGGUAGAAACAGAAGUUAAGUGCAGGGGUUAUUUUAAGAUAAUGACUACUUUCAAAACAAAGGGCAUGCUAGGCUUCUUGCAUUAUCAUUUGCACUCAGAAGCACCACUUCUAUCAGUCUGCAUCAACCUAUGAUAUGAGCUAAGUGAUUAGCUUAUCACACAGGGACAGAUUGAGAGCGUACAGCUGCAGUAGACUUCUCUCAGUUCCUGAGGAUUUACCUGCCUCAAAGACAUGCUUGAUAAGUUGUUAAGUUUGGUUAACAAACAAAGCUAGGAUGCUGCUUCAGAGGCAAGAACUGAAAAGGGGAAGUAAUGCAAUAUCAUGCAGCUCUAAGCUGUUUUAAGGAGUUUUUUUUCGACAUAUUCAAAACUAAUUCCUUGCAGACUUAAAAUCAACCAGUAUGAGUCACCAAACUUGCAAACUGAAAAUGAGUACCACUCUGUUAACACGUCCUAAUGUGGAAGACUUUAAUGCACACAUUGGUCAAACUUGCAAACCAAUCUGCAUGUUUUAUGCUUCUGUGCCUAAAAUAGCAAAGCAAAUGUAUAUUUCUACAUGUAAAAUGCACAAAUACCUAACUUUGUCAUUUAUACUUUUAAGAUAUCAAUUUUAUGUCAAGCUUUUAUUGUUCUCAUACAGACUAUCUAAUAAUUAAUCUGCUUGGAUAUUAAAUGUUUCAUUUUCCAA
This is a messenger RNA of Cyprinodon tularosa, 3208 nucleotides long. Its product is annotated as germ cell-specific gene 1-like protein. Gene Ontology annotation, cellular component: plasma membrane. Bases 1149 to 2213 code for a protein of 354 amino acids. Lineage: Eukaryota; Metazoa; Chordata; Actinopteri; Cyprinodontiformes; Cyprinodontidae. The record is from RefSeq and is a predicted model, not a curated record. The transcript is spliced from 7 exons.